Vigna radiata var. radiata (mung bean) is the source of this 947-nucleotide messenger RNA. RefSeq names its product leucine-rich repeat extensin-like protein 3. Lineage: Eukaryota; Viridiplantae; Streptophyta; Magnoliopsida; Fabales; Fabaceae. The transcript has a single exon. The record is from RefSeq and is a predicted model, not a curated record. Bases 184 to 678 code for a protein of 164 amino acids.
CACAGUGGAAAAGAAGAUAAUACACUGUUUCAACCACACCAUAACACUACACCUCAAAAUAGCAACACAACAUCCUUCACUUCACUUUUCUUUCUUUCUUUCUUUCUUUCUCUACACAUUCUCUCUCAUUCUUCUUUUCUCACCAAAUAACAACCUCAUUCCUCGGAUCCUCGGAACAUCAGAAUGAGAACCACAGUAGUGUUCUGUUUUUUCAUCACCUUUCUUUCUCUCGCUUCUCUUUCAAUAAUGGCAGCAGAUCACAAACUUCAAACUUCCUCCAAGGAUGACAUCAAAUGCACCCCCUGCGGCCAGGCUGUUCCCUCUCCUCCGCCACCCUCUCCGCCGCCGCCAUCUCCCACCACAACCUACUGCCCUCCCCCGCCAUCCCCUCCUUCCGGCGGCGGCGGCGGCGGCUCUUACUAUUACUCCCCUCCACCGCCACCCUCUCAGUACAUCUACUCCUCUCCUCCACCGCCGGCAUCAUCCGGUGGCGGCGCGUAUUACCCGCCGCCGAAUAAGUACUACCCAACGCCGCCACCGCCGAACCCAAUUGUCCCUUAUUUCCCGUUCUACUACCACAUCCCUCCUCCUCCGUCCACCGCGGCUCCUCCGCCGGCGAAAAGCUGGUUAGUCUGUGCAACCUCGUUGUUACCUUUUCUUGUUGGGUUGCUUUGGUAGAGAGAAAAAAAAAAGGAAAAAAAGGGGAAAUUGUGGGAAUAAGUGCAGAAAUUAGCAGAUCUUGGGAAAGUGGAAGUGAAGUCACUGCAAAGACAGUGUACCUAUUUCCCAUUUUGCCCCUGGAAUAGCAUGAACUUGUUUCAAUUUCUAUGAUAUCACUUUUUUUUUAUAAUAUAAUGUAGGUUGAUCUGCAAUUUAAUUUGUAACUGUAUUUAGCCUUUUAAUUUUGGUUACUAUGAGAAAAUUAUAAAUUCGAGAAGCUUCUUUUA